AAUCACGAAAUCAGAUUAUCAGAAAUGUCAAUAAUAUGUGUUUGGUUGUUCUUGAUUUGGUCGUGAGAUUCUGUAGUUGUUAUCGAAAUCGUGUCGUUCUAAAAUAACAUUUCUUUCAUAUAUUGUGAAGGUGUAUCAAAGUUCAAGGUUUUUGUGAAGUCGUAUUGAGUUUUACCAAUAAUGCUAAUAUCUCCUGGACCGUGUUAGGAGUAUGUACGAUAGUACAUGCGGCGCCGCCGCCAGCGGACAGUGCGGCAAAGCACAGCCUGAUGGCGACGGACCGCCGCCUCGGGAGCCGCCGCCGGCACCUCUAGAGAGGGACUACAGUGGCUUCGACAUAGUCAAGGCCACACAGUAUGGUGCGUUCGGACGCGUCAAAGAACUCGUCGAGGCAGGAUGGGAUGUCAACCAGCCAGACCACGAGACUGUCACACUGCUGCACUGGGCCGCAAUCAACAACAGGCGUGAGAUCAUCCAGUACUUGCUGUCGAAGGGUGCAGCGGUAGACGCCGUGGGUGGAGAGCUGCAAUCUACUCCACUGCAUUGGGCUACGCGGCAGGGCCACCUGGAGGCGACGGUGUUGCUGGUGCGCGCGGGCGCGGACCCCACGCUGCGCGACGCGGAGGGCUGCGCCUGCCUGCACCUGGCGGCGCAGUUCGGGCAUACGGCGGUGGUGGCGUACCUGGUGGCGCGCGGCGUGACGCCGGACGCGCCGGACGCGGCGGGGAUGACGCCGCUGAUGUGGGCGUGCUGGAAGGUGUCGGCCGUGGACCCGGCGCGCCUUCUACUCACGUUGGGUGCCUCGCCUCGCCCGGCUGAUCGCUCGCACGGGAAUACAGCCCUACAUUGGGCUAUCCUUGCUAGAAACACGACUGCCGUAUCCACCCUCAUCCUAUAUGGAGACGCCAGUCUGGACGUGCCCAAUCUGCGAGGAGUGACCCCUUUGGCGAUGCUGCAGGCCAAUGCCGACUCCCUAUGGGUGGGUUCCAAAGUGUCCGACAAAAUAAAAGAACACUCGCUAGCUGCAAACAAACAUAAUCUACUCAGAAGAUUAACAUACGAUAAGAAGUUCCGGUGGUGGUGCGUGGUGGUGAUGCCCUUCGUGGCCUUCUACCUCACCGGGCUGGUGCUGGAGAUGGAUGCUCUCUACCUGGUGAAAGCCUUCAUGCUCGUCAGCUUCUACGUCGCGCUGCACUUCCUCAGCAACUUGCUCUUCGAUGACGACCUCAAGAACAUAUUUCCGCUCAGCGUGUAUCUUGCGACCAAGGUGUGGUUCUACAUCACGUGGGCCGUGUUCAUCGCGGGCGUCGUCGGCGCCGGCGCCACGCUGCUGUUCGCGCUCAGCUCGUGCGCGCUCUGGUACUCGUUCCUGCGCUCCUGGCGCUCCGACCCCGGCGUCAUCCGCGCCUCGCGCGCCGACAAGCUGCGCACCAUCGUCGAGCUGUCCGAGUCGGCGCGCGGCGGCUUCGAGCCGGCGCGCUUCUGCUCCGCCUGCCUCGUGCGCCGCCCGCUGCGCUCCAAGCACUGCUCCGUCUGCAACCGCUGCGUCGCCAAGUUCGACCACCACUGUCCCUGGGUGGGCAACUGCAUCGGAGCCAACAACCACCGCUACUUCAUCGGGUUCCUGGUCAGCCUGCUCGUCAUGUGCGCCUGGAUGAUCUGGGGCGCGGCGCAGUACUUCAGCGCCGAGUGCCCCGCGGCCGAGCCGACGGCGCCGGGCGUCGUGAUGCAGUGGGCGCGCUGCAACCCGUGGCUGGCCUGGGUGUUGCUGAAUGCGUGCUUCCACCUGUUCUGGGUGACCGUGCUGACGGGCUGCCAGCUGUACCUGGUGGUGUGCCUGGGCAUGACCACCAACGAGCAGCUCAACCGCGGCCGCUACCGGCACUUCGUGGCGCGCGGCGGGCGCUCGCCCUUCACGCGCGGCCCGCUGCACAACUGCGCCGAGCUGUUCGGCUGCGGCUGCGGGCCGCUGGGCGCGCGGCCGCGGGACUGGGCGGCCGCCGGCCUGGCCGACCUGCGCGAGCCGGACGAGGCCGAGGCCGAGCCGCCGGAGGACGAGCGUCUGCUGCGCGACCAGCACUACGUGUAGCUCGCCCUGGGACCCCGUACGCGCGACUGCAAGAAUACGAUUCUUGUGAUAACGUUUUAUAUUUGUAUCGUUUUUACUAAUAAUUUAAUGUACGAUUGUAUUCGUUUGGGAGCCUCACUGUACUGUGCGUUCGUUUAGUACGAUGUGUCGUGUUCUCUGUGAUACAAACACGAACCAAUAUAUUUAAGGUUAGAAUAAAUAUUAUUUGUAAGAACCGAAGCUUCCUUCUAGUGAGUCGUCCACUUGUCCACCGUGUAAGCUGAGCAUGACGCGCAAAUAUGUUUUGGUAGUACUGUACAGGGACUGCGACUCCGACGGCGCAUUGAACAUGUUUCUGUUUCUGUAGGAUUUCGGGAAUCCUCGUGGAGUGCGUGCUUCCAAAGGAUCAUGCAAGUUGUGCGAUGUCGAGUUUCUCACCAGUACGUGUAACUGACAUAUCGACUUGUCCGUGGGACCUGCAGCGAGUCAGCUGAAUGAACCUAGCGUAUACAACUACUUGUGUUGUACUGGAAAAUUUCCUUUGUAAAUAAUCUAAUUGUGUAGCUUGCAAGUGUGUGGCAUGUACCGGGGAGCUCGGUGUCCACAGCCUUGGACACGUCUGUUGCCCGCGGCACUCGUACAAGCCGUAGUUUGACUCGUUGUCCGACGAGACACGAGACAACAUUAUACAACUUGUGUACUGACUGCGUCGCCCGUGCACUCCCGAAGUACUUGCCAGGACGACUGGCCAAAUGUUACCAAAACGUGUUUGUGUCGUAUGCAGUGUGACUCACUUGAGACAGUACGCAGCGUUUAGCGUCGGUAUUGUAUGUGAACCAAGUGUUUGUACAACAUGGCGACACUGCGGCACUGACGUACCAGGCCCUACAGCAUUGGUGCAGUAUUACAGAUGUUGCGGGACGGGCCGGUGUUCUGCCACUGGUAGUGUAAUUAUUGUAAAUUAAAUUAUUCACAUGUACCUAUACACAUGAAGCGAUCCUUAAUCAAACGUGCUUCUGUGCGCUUGUAUUUUACUGUAAAAAGGCAGAUUUAGUUUAAUAUUCUAUUUAAUUAGUUACUCUUAUAACAGAACAACGUACGUUUGUACCAUUGCAAUAUCGAGUUCCGAGCUUACGACGAUAUCAUUGUUACCGACCGAGUCAGGCGCGGCGCUCGAGCUCCUGUGCGUCGCCGGCUUCAUUCUUCUAUUUAGACGUUAAACUGUAUAGAAUAAUACUAUUGUAUUAAAAUAUAAAACGAAACCAAAAUGCAUUUAAUGUCAAUAAAUAUUUAAUAAA
Spodoptera litura is the source of this 3366-nucleotide messenger RNA. RefSeq names its product palmitoyltransferase Hip14 (gene Hip14). Lineage: Eukaryota; Metazoa; Arthropoda; Insecta; Lepidoptera; Noctuidae. The record is from RefSeq and is a predicted model, not a curated record. Gene Ontology annotation, molecular function: protein binding; palmitoyltransferase activity.